Molecule: messenger RNA, 1551 nt
Organism: Hyaloperonospora brassicae
Lineage: Eukaryota; Oomycota; Peronosporomycetes; Peronosporales; Peronosporaceae
Source: the annotation of a GenBank genome assembly
AUGUGGUCCAGCGCAAGUCACGACGGCGCGCAACAGUCGGUCCUGCUGGCACUCGGGGCACUCACCGCCGUCUACGCCUCGUGGAAGCUCUUGAGUCUGCCUCUUCCGGCGCCCGAUCCAGGCAUGGAGGCGCUCUUCCGACCGUCGUCCACACUGCCGGUCCUGGGCAACACGCUGGACGUGCUGCUCUUCCAUCGCCAUCGCAUGAGCGACUGGAUGAACGACCAGACCGAUGCGAGCGGAGGCAGACCGUGGCUUCUCCAGCUGCUCUUCCAGCCGCCGUGGGUCGUGCUCUCCAUGCCGAGCGACCUCCACGACGUGUUCGUGGACAAGUUUGACGUGUUCGAAAAGGGAGGGGCUCUCCAGGACAUGUCAUUCGAUGUCUUGGGCAACGGGCUGCUCAACGUGAACGGCGACAAGUGGAAGCAGCAACGUCGAGCUGCCAGUCAUCUCUUCUCCACGCGGAGCAUUCGGCAGGUCAUGGAGCCGGUGGUCCGCGAGAAGACGCUGCAACUGCGAGACGUCCUUGCGCAAUGCGCCAAGCGCGAGCAGACUGUCAGCAUGAAGUCGCUCUUGGGCAAGUUCACGAGUGACGUGUUUACUCGCAUCGCGUUUGGCGUGGAGCUGAACCAACUCGGCGGAGAGGUCCACGUCGACGAGAUGCACCCGCUCGACGUCGCACUGCGCGCCGUGCAGAACCGUUUUCAGACGCCAAUGUGGAUGUGGAAGCUCGCGCGGUUCUUCAAUGUCGGGGCCGAGAAGCGCCUUCGGGCCAGCAUGAAGAUCGUCAAUGACAUGGUGCGGGACAUCAUGGUUCGAUCAAUGCGCGCGCGACCAUCUCGAGAGGAGAAGGUGAAUAUGCUGACGCUGUUGAUGAAGGACAAUGCAGACGCGAGUUCACGCGAGCUCCAGGACACGGCUGUCAACUUCUUCAUUGCUGGAAAGGACACGACGUCGUUCAGCUUGUCGUGGCUCAUCGUGAUGCUGAACCGAUACCCGCGUGUGCUGCAAAAGAUUCGCGAAGAGAUUCGAUCCGUUGUGCCGGGGCUGUUGACGGGAGACGCAGAUGCCCCAACGCUCGACGAGACGCAGAAGCUGGUCUACCUGGACGCAGCGGUGAAAGAGAGCGUGCGGUUGCAGUCCGUUUCCACGUACCGAUGCACCACUCGAGACACGACACUUUCGGACGGUGCGUUCAUCACGAAAGGGACCGUAGUGGUUGUCUCCAAGUACGCUGCCGCCCGCCGCAAAAACGUGUGGGGAGACGAUGCGGCCGAAUACAGACCCGAGCGCUGGUUCGACGAGGCAACAGGAGAGCCCAAGCACAUUCCGCCGCCGCAAUUCAUCACUUUCAGCACGGGACCACGCAAGUGCAUUGGAAUGCGUCUCGCCAUGCUCGAGAUGAAGACAGUCGUGGCCGUGCUUUUCAGUCGCUUCGACAUUGAAACGGUUGAAGACCCGUUCCAGAUUACGUACGACUUUUCCUUCGUGCUGCCGGUCAAAGGCCCGUUGGCUGUGCGAGUCCGUGAACUCACUGCACGCUGCGUGUAG